AUGACAUUGUGCGCGAGACAGAUGUGAGUAUGGUGCAAAAAUAUAUAUACUUAAUGGGCUGCCCACGAGUACGCCUGAAGCCGGAAAAGCAGAAGCGUAGAGGCCUGUCGGGGCUGCCAUGAGAUACUACGCGCUGCUCGCGGUCAUGCAUGCUGCAAACGUCGAUGGCGUCGGCGACCUCCGGCGCUACCGGAGACGCGGCGCGUGGCAUCGCCGCGAGCGCGCCUCGAACGCGACGGCACAGGACGCGUCGCGCCGCGGCGUCAUCCUAUGGGCGCACGGCCGCUCCGCGACGGACACGUUCUGCGAGGCUAUGCGGCAGGCCGCACAUCUCACGUACUGCCGCAAUAUCAAGGAGGGAUUCAACCAUUUGCACGCGGAGGGGAAGCGGCUAACGCGAAACCGACUCAAAAAGUGCGUCCGCCGGGGCCAGCUGCCCGCGCCCGCGAGGAAACCACGGCGCCUUCGAAUUGGACCGCAUCAGCUCGAUGGCGUCGAGAGCGCUGCCGAUAAUUCACAGGUCGAUCAUCCCGGCAGGCUCUCGCACAUCAAACCCGGCCACCUCUAUUCGCAAGGUCUGGCGACGCCCGAGGCGCUGUUCCGGGCCGCGCGGGAGGUAGGCUUUGGCGUCGUCGUUGCCGAGUACCGCCAGAACGCGCUCGCGCGCAUGGUAUCCAGUUUUGAAAUGCGCACGCGCACGCCGGCGGAUGCGAAGGCUGUCUUCUGCAAAAAGGACGGCGAAUUGGUCAAAAAGUUCGAGUGGGAGCGGACGAUUUGGGAGCGCGGCGUCGCCGCCGCGAAGGCAGAGGAAUUCACGAUAAUCGAGUUCACGUUCCUCGAGCUCAUUUCGUCGGUAUGUACAUGCGUGGAACGGGCCACUUCUGUACUUGCGGACUGCGCCGGCGCGAGGUGCGAGUGCCGGGACCAAGUCAAGGAAAACGUGCACAUGCGGACGUCGCAUCGCGACCGGACGCUGGCGGAGCGGACAUCGCCGACGGCGGCGAAUUGCAUCCGGGCCGCGCUCAGGGUCGACCCGCAGUACGCCUGGAUGCUAGACCUGUCGCGGCACGAGCCGCCCGAGGGCGUUUCGAAUGCGAAUGCGUCGUGGUUAGUUGGUUCUUCUUGAAGUUAUCUUCGACGCCUCCCACUUCCUGAUAGGUCCAACUUGAACGAUUGCUUGUUGUUCUACUAGUAGGCAACAUGUGGAACUUGAACCCCGUUGCGACCGAAACCUUGGCUCCGGUACGGCUUUUCUAAAAAGGCACCGCUCGCAACGUCCUCGGCCCCUGGCUUUGGCGACGUCACAUGAUCAAGCGUGAGAGGGAGAGUCGCUUAUUGUGGCUAGUCCCUCUAACACGGACCCCGAGUGCUUCGUCACGGCCGCACUUGCAUACAAACAUAUUUAAACUUGCGAGGAGGAAUUUUACGAUUUUAAUCCGGAGGUCCAUACGGAGGAGAAUCUGGUGCGGGCUCCGGCAUCAUGAUCUUCAUGUCUGUAAGACUAUAGACUAGUAUAGUUAUCUUCCGUUUUGGCUAGAGCUAUCAGAAAAGCGCCCCGCGGGCCACUGUUGCUACUAGCACUAGUAAUUGUUUUUAGCCCA
This is a messenger RNA of Pelagomonas calceolata, 1601 nucleotides long. The record is from the annotation of a GenBank genome assembly. NCBI's taxonomy places the organism in Eukaryota, Pelagophyceae, Pelagomonadales, Pelagomonadaceae.